This is a messenger RNA of Oncorhynchus keta (chum salmon), 2017 nucleotides long. RefSeq lists its product as uncharacterized. The coding region runs from base 184 to 1155 and encodes 323 amino acids. The record is from RefSeq and is a predicted model, not a curated record. NCBI's taxonomy places the organism in Eukaryota, Metazoa, Chordata, Actinopteri, Salmoniformes, Salmonidae. The transcript has 2 exons.
GAGGUUAUAAAAUACAUCCUAAUAUGGACCCAGUUUGCCCUCAGAACAGCCUCAAUUCAUCAGGGACUCUAAGGUGUUGAAAAAGUGUCCCGGCCCAUUUUGACUCCAAUAAUUCCCACGGUUGUAUCAAGUUGGCUGGUGAAACAUUGAUACACACAGGAAACUGUUGACCAACUGAAACCGAUGCGCCUGGCACCUGCUACCAUACCCCAGUUGAACCCCAAGCCUGGCACCUGCUACCAUACCCCAGUUGAACCCCCAGCCUGGCACCCGCUACCACCAGUCAGUAUCUGGUGUGGACCAGAAAACCAGUCAGUAUCUGGUGUGGACCAGAAAACCAGUCAGUAUCUGGUGUGGACCAGAAAACCAGUCAGUAUCUGGUGUGGACCAGAAAACCAGUCAGUAUCUGGUGUGGACCAGAAAACCAGUCAGUAUCUGGUGUGGACCAGAAAACCAGUCAGUAUCUGGUGUGGACCAGAAAACCAGUCAGUAUCUGGUGUGGACCAGAAAACCAGUCAGUAUCUGGUGUGGACCAGAAAACCAGUCAGUAUCUGGUGUGGACCAGAAAACCAGUCAGUAUCUGGUGUGGACCAGAAAACCAGUCAGUAUCUGGUGUGGACCAGAAAACCAGUCAGUAUCUGGUGUGGAUCAGAAAACCAGUCAGUAUCUGGUGUGGAUCAGAAAACCAGUCAGUAUCUGGUGUGGAUCAGAAAACCAGUCAGUAUCUGGUGUGGAUCAGAAAACCAGUCAGUAUCUGGUGUGGAUCAGAAAACCAGUCAGUAUCUGGUGUGGAUCAGAAAACCAGUCAGUAUCUGGUGUGGAUCAGAAAACCAGUCAGUAUCUGGUGUGGAUCAGAAAACCAGUCAGUAUCUGGUGUGGAUCAGAAAACCAGUCAGUAUCUGGUGUGGAUCAGAAAACCAGUCAGUAUCUGGUGUGGAUCAGAAAACCAGUCAGUAUCUGGUGUGGAUCAGAAAACCAGUCAGUAUCUGGUGUGGAUCAGAAAACCAGUCAGUAUCUGGUGUGGAUCAGAAAACCAGUCAGUAUCUGGUGUGGAUCAGAAAACCAGUCAGUAUCUGGUGUGGAUCAGAAAACCAGUCAGUAUCUGGUGGGACCAUUUGCCUUAUGCAUUAUGACACAUCUCCUUCACAUAGUUGAUCAGGCUGUUGCCUGUGGAAUGUUGUCCCACUCCUCUUCAAGGGCUGUGUGAAGUAGCUGGAUAUUUGGCGGGAACUGGAACACGCUGUCAUACACGUCGAUCCAGAGCAUCCCAAACAUGCUCAACAGGUGACAUUGAAAAACUGGGACAUGUUCAGCAUCCAGGAAUUGUGUCCAGAUCCUAACGACAUGGGGCCGUGCAUUAUCAUGCUGAAACAUGAUGGCGGUGGACGAAUGGCACGACAAAGGGCCUCAAGAUCUCACGGUUUCCCUGCAUUCAAAUUGCCAUUGAUAAAAUGCAAUGAUGUUCCUUGUCCGUAGUUUAUGCCUGCCCCAUACCAUAACCCCACCAUGGGGCACACUGUUCACAACAUUGACAUUAGCAAUACACGUGGUCUGCGGUUGUGAGGCCGUACUGCCAAAUUCUCUAAAACGGAUGUUGGAGGUGGCUUAUGGUAGAGAUAUGAACAUUAAAUUCUCUGGCAACAGCCAUGGUUGGUUGACAUUCCUGCAGUCAGCAUGUCAAUUGCCCGCUCCCUCAAAACAUCUGUGGCAAAACUGCACAUAUUAGAGUGGCCUUUUAUUGUCCCCAGCACAAGGUGCACCUGUGUAAUGAGCAGGCUGUUUAAUCAGCUUCUUGAUUUGCCACACCUGUCAGGUGGAUGGAUUAUCUAAGCGAAGGAGGAAUGCUCACUAACAGGGAUGUAAACAAAUGUGAGAGGAACUAGGUUUGUGUGUGUAUGGGACAUUUCUGGGAUCUUUUAUUUCAGCUCAUAAAACAUGGGACCAACACUUUACCUGUUGUGUUUAUAGUGUUGUUCAGUCUAGAUCAUUAUGAUGGAUUUAUAAUUCAACUACUAAU